GAUAAAUAACAACAUCGCGAAGUCGAGAGUCAGUAAUUUAGCAAAUUAUCACGUAAAAUGACGUCCACCGAGAAAAGUACAAAGACAGAAAAACCCAGCGACAGCAAUGACGAAGACGACCGAACUGUAUUUGUGGGAAACAUAACAGAAAAAGUAACAGACGAGCUACUUUACGAACUAUUCCUGCAAGCUGGACCGGUGGAAGAAAUCUCAAUUCCGAAAGAUCGUGACACGGGAAAACAAAAGUCAUUCGGUUUUGUUCGUUACAAGCACACAGUUUCGGUUCCUUAUGCAUGUGAAAUUUUCAAAGGAACGCGUCUCUUUGGGCGUGACUUGAACAUCAAAUCUCGCAAUCGUGAUGCCAAUCGUGACAAUAAUCGAGGACAAAAUCCCGAACCUCGCGGCUUAUCAUCGCUCGUUCAAGGAUUCCAUAAUAACACGCCGCCGGGAAUGUUACCAUCGAUGCCACAUCAGCAAGUCCCGAACCCAAUGUCGCUUAUCGAUCCGAUUUUCCUGCAAAAUUUGGCAGCUGUCAAUCCUUAUGGCGAUAUGAAGUUCGGAGAAUAUGACAACUCGGAUCAACGAAAUUCGUAUAAGGAUCGCCAUCAGCGACGGAGGAAUGACGAUCGAAGCUAUGACAGACACGAUGACCGUGAUAGACAUCGGUAUGACGAUAGACGAGGAAACGAGCGACGCACCGAUAAAUGGAAAAAUAACCGAAGAUAACAAUUUCUAUCUUUAUUGAUAUUUACACAUUUCUUCUAAUUAAUUUUAAUUAAUCUACAAUUUGCUCCUAAUUUUUUUAACGUAAACUUUUGAGUGCUUUCUCGAUGUUCCGGUAAAUGCGUUGCGGAAUUACAUCGACCAGAAUUUUAGAGUAAUUCGGAUGUCCCGAGAGACUUCUGAAAAUUUCCUUUGUGUAAUUUCGCGUCUCCAAACUGCCUUCCAUCAGGAGAUUCGCACACGUGAGAAUCAGUUUGUCGCGUGUCUCGCGAUUCAUGCUGUAAAUUCGUUCGCCGCCAAUUUUACUCACGAAAGUGUUCAAAAGUUUAGCUGUAAAUACGAAAAUUUUUUUACUCAAUGUAACAAGUAAAUUUUAUAUAUGAAAUUCUUACCUGUAGCACAUUUAACGAGGCUACGAAAAGAAAAAAAAAACAGGAAAAAAUUAAAAAAGUUUUUAUUA
This is a messenger RNA of Culicoides brevitarsis, 1183 nucleotides long. Its product is annotated as RNA-binding protein 7. The transcript is spliced from 3 exons. The record is from RefSeq and is a predicted model, not a curated record. Bases 58 to 726 code for a protein of 222 amino acids. Gene Ontology annotation, cellular component: nucleus. NCBI's taxonomy places the organism in Eukaryota, Metazoa, Arthropoda, Insecta, Diptera, Ceratopogonidae. Gene Ontology annotation, molecular function: single-stranded RNA binding. Gene Ontology annotation, biological process: regulation of alternative mRNA splicing, via spliceosome.